Molecule: messenger RNA, 329 nt
Organism: Staurois parvus
Lineage: Eukaryota; Metazoa; Chordata; Amphibia; Anura; Ranidae
Source: the annotation of a GenBank genome assembly
UGAUUUUGCAUUUCCGGGGAGAGAACUGUAAGUAAAUAAUACAGUUCUCUCCCCCGUCAACUCCUGCCCACUGCUAUGCAUGGAUUUGCAUAGCAGAGUCAUGCAAACCAGUGUGCUUACAGUGAAGCACACACACAGCAUACAGUAAAACAGCACAUAGCACACAGUUAACCCUUUGAUCACCCCACAUGUUAACCCCUUCCUGCCCAGUUUUGUUAGUACAGUGUCAAUGCUUUUUAUUAGCAUUGAUCACUGUAUUGGUGUCACCGGGGAUGUCAGUGACACCAAGUCAGUUCCCCCCAGUGUCAGAAUGCCCGCCGUAGUCUCGC